Molecule: messenger RNA, 444 nt
Organism: Diatraea saccharalis (sugarcane borer)
Lineage: Eukaryota; Metazoa; Arthropoda; Insecta; Lepidoptera; Crambidae
Source: the annotation of a GenBank genome assembly
AUGGCAAAAAAGACAAAGGGCUCCUCAGAAAUGCUACCAAAGGCUGGUCCUAGCCAGAAGAAAAGCCUAGCUGGUCCUAGCCAGACGAAAAGCCUAGCUGGUCCUAGCCAGACGAAAAGCCUAGCUGGUCCUAGCCAGGCGAAGAGCCUAGCUACUGAUAAUAGGAUCAGAAUUAUUGAACAACGUCAGUUACCCUAUGCCAUGUGUAUGGGUUGUAAAAAACAUGAAAAACUAAACAAAAUGCUGAAUUGUUCGUUAUGCGACUUAAAAUAUCAUAAGAAAUGUGUACCUAGAGCACACAUGGACAUUUACGAUUCUGAUGAUGAGUCGGAUUUUGUGUGUUUCACGUGUUAUGUUGUAGAUGAUGAUGACGAUUCAGAUGUCUCCGAUAGUUCCACCUUAGAACUUUAUGAACAGUAUCGCGAUGCCAAAAAAACAAAUUAA